Molecule: messenger RNA, 6986 nt
Organism: Cyclopterus lumpus (lumpfish)
Lineage: Eukaryota; Metazoa; Chordata; Actinopteri; Perciformes; Cyclopteridae
Gene: tnk2b
Product: tyrosine kinase, non-receptor, 2b
Exons: 20
Coding region: 828-4538 (1236 amino acids)
Biological process (GO): regulation of keratinocyte differentiation; negative regulation of epidermal growth factor receptor signaling pathway; protein phosphorylation
Cellular component (GO): extrinsic component of cytoplasmic side of plasma membrane
Molecular function (GO): protein binding; protein tyrosine kinase activity; protein serine/threonine/tyrosine kinase activity
Source: RefSeq, a predicted model, not a curated record
AUUCCAUUGUCGAAACAAUCCAUUAAUUGUUUCGACAAAAUAAAAUAAACUUUUGGGAACAUGUUUUCCACGUUGAUCUUAAGUUAUAGAGUUUUAGUAAGAUGUACAUUGCAAAACAUUUUGGUUUGUGACUCCUUUCACUAAGAAAAUGAACGUUUUCUGAUUUACAGUGUAUUCAGCCACAUCACAUUUGAAUAUGAAGAUCUUAAUAAGGUUGUUCAGCAUAUGGUGAGGAUUCAGGGAGAGAAGAGAGGUUUAGUUUUUACUGACAGCACGUGGAACCUGAGUCAGGAUUCAGUCCUCUGGUGUUGUUUUAGAAAUGAAGGUGACAAUAAGCAGAACAAAAACACUGAAGGAGCUACCGCACCGUGUCUUCACAGCUUCCUUACUUCCUCACACAGUCCACACCCUGACCACACUGGCCAAUGACGUUUUUUACUGCGUCGACAUUUUCCAGUAGCAGAGUCAUCAGUCAAUCUUAAAGUUUCUUGUCAUAUCGUGGAGUAGUGAAUCAUCUGGUAGCAUGUGUGGCCCUUAAUGAGGUGAAGUCAUAUCCGAGGUCAACAAGAGAUCAGAGGUUGUGGGAUGGCCAGUCAGUGAACACAGCCCUGUUAUCACUGUGAGGACAUGGGGAAGUCAUUGUCUGGCCGAUGACAAGGAACGCUGACUCAACCUAAAUGAAGAAGAGUAUUGGAGCACAGAAGACCUCAAAGCGGGCUGACUGACUGACUGACUGAGUGAGUUACUCACCGACUGGAGCUGUCUGAGGCGUUUGAGGACACGUAGCCCCCGGGGGGCUGGUAGCGGACGGGCGGGGGAGCCCCACCAUGGGGGAGACGGCCGACUACCAGAGACUGCAGGACACGUCAGAGUCUGACUACCAACGCCUGCCCAGCGAUGACGAAGAGAAACUGGGAAGUAGCAUGCAGUGUGAGGAAGGUACAGAAUGGCUGCUGGAGCUGCUGAUGGAGGUGCAGUUGCAGCAGUACUUCCUGCGGAUCCGAGAUGACCUGAACGUCACACGGCUUUCACACUUUGACUACGUCAAGAACGAAGACCUGGAGAAGAUCGGCAUGGGUCGGCCUGGACAGAGACGACUGUGGGAGGCUGUGAAAAGGAGGAAAGCCAUGUGCAAGCGUAAAUCCUGGAUGAGCAAGGUGUUUAGUGGUAAGCGCCCAGAUGGAGGAGACUUCCCCCAGCAGGGCCAGCCGGCCUCCUCCUUUCGUAAGCUGUCUCCCACACCUCCACUGGGCAUGGGGGAGGGAGGCCUGGCCACACAGCCUAGUGGCGGUGCUCCUCUGGAUGGGCAGCAGCAGGCACUGACCUGCCUCAUCCCAGAGAAGGACCUGACGCUGUUUGAGAAGCUGGGGGACGGCACUUUUGGUGUAGUGAAGAGAGGAGAGUGGCUGACGUCUGCAGAGAAGGUGCUGAAGGUAGCUGUGAAGUGUCUGAAGACAGAUGUGCUCAACCAGCCCGAAGCUUUGGAGGACUUCAUCUGUGAGGUCAACGCCAUGCACUCCCUGGACCACCAGAACCUCAUUCGCCUCUACGGUGUGGUGCUCACACACCCAAUGAAGAUGGUGACCGAGCUGGCUCCUCUGGGUUCUCUGCUGGAGCGUUUGCGAUGUGUUCGUCCACAGGGCCCAGUGUUGAUCCACACGCUGUGUCAGUAUGCUGUACAGGUGGCUUGUGGCAUGGCCUAUCUGGAGCAGAGGAGGUUCAUCCACAGGGACCUGGCAGCCAGGAACAUCCUGCUGGCCUCAGCACACAGAGUGAAGAUUGGAGAUUUUGGCCUGAUGAGGGCGCUGCCCAACAACCAUGAGCACUAUGUCAUGCAGGAGCAUCGAAAGGUCCCCUUUGCAUGGUGCGCCCCAGAGAGUUUGAAGACCAGAACGUUCUCUCAUGCCACUGACACGUGGAUGUUUGGAGUCACUCUCUGGGAGAUGUUCACAUAUGGCCAGGAGCCUUGGCUGGGCCUCAAUGGGAGCCAGAUCCUGCACAAGAUUGAUAAAGAAGGUGAACGCCUCCCAAAGCCUGAAGACUGUCCGCACGAUAUCUUUCAUGUGGUGCUGCAGUGUUGGGCUCAAAAACCAGAUGACAGACCCACCUUUGUUGCCCUGCGUGAGUUCUUGCUUGAGGCGGGUGUUUUUCAGACCAUGCCCACAGACAUGUGUGCUCUGCAGGACUUUGAUGAGCCGGACAAACUCCAGAUCCAGGUCAAUGAUGUCAUCACCAUAAUAGAGGGGAGGGCAGAUAACUACUGGUGGAGAGGUCAAAACAAGCGAACCCUAAAAGUCGGACCUUUCCCCAGAAAUGUGGUGACAUCAGUCGCAGGUUUGUCAGCUCAUGACAUCAGCCGGCCGCUCAAAAACAGCUUCAUCCACACAGGACAUGGAGACAGCAACCCUCAUCGCUGCUGGGGCUUCCCUGACAGGAUUGAUGAUUUGUACCUCGGUAAUCCCAUGGAUCCUCCUGAUGUCCUUAGUGUUGACCUCAGUGGUGCUCGGCCCACACAGCUACCAGGACGAGCUAGAAAGGAGCCUCCUCCUCGCCCUCCUCAACCAGCAGUGUUAAUCAAGAGUAAGUCUGGUUUCUCUCAGCAGCUCCUCACCCAUUGUUCCUGCCCUCUCUGUUCCCUCCUAGCUCCACUCCUCAAAGAGCCUUGCUAUGAUGCAGUAAAUGAUGAUGAGGAUCUGAUUUCGGCAGGACUAAAGAGAUUAUCACUUCGGAAAACGGGUUCCGUCAAAGGCUUAAAACUCAAACCUGCUGCGUGGGUCUCUGCUUCCAGACAGGGGAUUGGUCGGACUUCAGGCUCAGGCCACAACUCCAACAGGGACGUGUCCCUCAUUGACUUUGGGGAGGAGUUCCCCCCGCCAACUCCAUCCCCUUCCCCUGUGGUUGAAAUUCAGAUUCCUUCACUUGCAAAGCUAGCUUUGGAAACGGAGAACAUCAUGGACCGGACCCCGCCUCAGAGUCCGUCUAGAUCGUUACCCCGUCCCCUUCACCCUACACCAGUAGUAGACUGGGAUGCCCGGCCAUUACCCCCACCUCCGGCCUAUGACGAUGUCGCCCAAGACGAAGACGAUAUGGAGGUGAGCUCUAUCAACAGCUCAGAGCAGCAGCAUGAAGAGGAGCAGAGUGAUAUGCAUAACCCAGAUGAGGCUCUCUUCUUGAGACUUCAGGUUGAGGGUGAUGCUCUUGUUUCCAGGGGUCCAGACAGAUCAGGUCUGGAGGACAACCUCUUUGUCCCCAGCAAGCAGAGCCAGGUUCUGUCCACUUCCUUCUCCCAGUCAGCAGAGAUCUUCCAAGAACUCCAGCAAGAGUGCAUGAAGAGGCUAAAUGUACCGACUGGAAGCGCUGCACAGUCAAGCUCGCCGUCCCAGAUCGUGUGUCCCCAGACACAAAAGACCGAGGAGCAGCAACAGCAGAGUGUCUUCUCCUCCAAUGAGGACAAACCCCAGAUCCCCCCACGUGUCCCCAUACCGCCUCGCCCCAUAAAGAGGGGCGACUACACAUCCGCUCGCUGGUCACGGGAUCUCUCCUUGUCACCGACACCAGCAGACAUCACAGAGGAUGUUUCAGGCCCAAACCAGGAACGACCACCUCAGAUCCCUCCCAGAGACCCUUUGUCCCAGCCAGGCUCCAGGACUCCCAGCCCCAUGGGCUUGGUAGUGGGCUCCCCCCAGCAGAGACUCUACACUGCCAGCCCCACCGCCAUGCAGGCUUCCCUUACCUCCUGUCCCUCUACACACACCUACGGCUCCUACCUCUCCACCUCUCCAGGUAAACUCAUGCCUACCACGCACAGCUUUGCCUCAGAUCCUAAAUAUGCUGCACCCAAAGUGAUCCAGGCGCAGGGGAAGGACUCCGCCAGCAAAGGCCCAUGUAUCCUCCCCAUCGUCCGUGAUGGAAUUAAAGUCAGUAACACCCACUAUUACCUUCUACCAGAGAGGCCCCCAUACCUCGACCGCUACGACCGCUUCUUCAGGGAGGCAGAUAGCCAGCCUGCCAGCAGUGUGGAGGAGAGACACGUACGGCAAGCAAACACUGCCAUGGUCAGACCCAUGGUGGUCAGCAGCCAGAUUCUCCAGAGACACGCCCAGGGACAGGGGCUUGUCCAGCCAGGCGAGCUGAAGGCUAAUUUCUCCUCCAACAAUAACAGCAGUCUGGGUGGGCCACGGUCAGGGAUGAAGACAUUAGUUAGUCUACCUCGCGUCUGUUCAGACGGGCUGUCAGCAGCGGUGGUGACUGCUUCCUGCAUCAGGACAGACGGCGGCGGGAACUCAGCUGACAAGGUCAAAAUGGUGCAGGAGGCAGUUCACGGUGUCACAAUAGAGGACUGCCAAGCCGCCCUCCAAAACCACAACUGGAAUGUCCAGAAAGCUGUGCAUUAUCUAAAGGUGGAGCAGUUGUUCUGUUUGGGUCUGAGGAGCAGGCCAGAGUGUCUAAAGCUGUUGGAGAUGUGUGACUGGAACCUGGAGGUGGCCAGCACUCGGAUGUUGGAUAACUAUGGAUCCACAACAAGACAGAGACGGUGACAGAAAUCUGAAGCUGCUGAGCUCUGAUUGGAACUUCAUCCUCAGUAAAAUAUCACCAGAAUAGGUGAAUCGGCUCCUGAGCCUUCCCAUAUAUGCUUCGGCUGGACCUCCAAUCAGAAGACUGUUAUUUAACUAUAAGAGAAUCAAGCACAUUUUCACUGAACUAGCACAAAAUACCAAACUUUAUUAUGGCUCUAUUCAUACCUAACAUGGAUUAAGGACAUUUGUUUGCUAGAUACGUGACUGACCACCUUUUCUAAGACAAAAAUGACACUGUACUAAGUUCAAUUUCAAUUGAUCAGCCUGAAAUGUGUCAUCCUAACAGGUUAUGCCUAGUCAUAUUUGUGGGUGCUUCCAUACUGUGACAUAUCCACCUACUCGUAUCCUCACUGCCGCAAUUGCACUGUUCUUUUGAUAAUGUCCUUAAAAUGCCAGUUUCAAAGGGAAUCUGAAGAAGGCAAAAUUAGUUGAAUAGUACAUUAUACACAGUGGCACUUCCUAAGAUCUAAUCGAAAAUACUGUAGAGUGAAUACAGAGUUGACCUCUACAAUGCAAAAUGUAUAAUGUUUACAAAAUAUUGAUAAAUUAUUUUAAUAUAUUUUUAACACAAUGCUACGAGACAAGAGAAGACUGUUAUGUUCGUUACUGGCAAGUCAUUUUAUGAAUUAUUUAAAUGAGUGUGGCUUCAGAACAAAAGGGCCGUGCAGCCAGUGGACACUUCCUACUAAAGUAUUUUCCUUAUUCCUUGCCUCUGCAAUUUGCCCAAACAUAACUUCUGCGUAUCAGCUGAAAACUCCUGCCAGCUGGGUAUUUUUUGCAUACUAUGUUGGCAGCUAAUAAAAGCAACGCAGGGAAAUGUACCCACGGCACAGAUCCUCUCCCAUAAUCAUCACAUUAAUAACCAAGUGUUAUAUUUUGGUCAGCAGCUUUGGGGGCCAUAAUUUAAAACUGGACUGAUGUGGCAGCUCUGUUUGAACCUUCUGCUGGGCAUGACAAUACAUGUUCUGAGUAUUGUCACAGUAGACCCCUCAGCAAUGAACAUGAACGUAUGUGAGGACUCCACUAAAAUUCACUUUUCUUUGGCCGACCAAAUGUCAACCAACCAAAUACUUUACAGGCAUUUCAUGGUCAACACACAUCAUCCUUCGUGUUAUAGGAAAAAAAUUAACCGUUUUUGCUAACGGGUACCCAACUACUUCCCCAUUAAGACAUUGGCUUUGCUCCAAUCAGUCCCUCCGUAUGUCCAUGAAAACGUAUGUGAAAGGUCCCGGCACAAUCUGUUUGGGCAAAAGCUCCAAAUGGCCUCUGAAAAAAAGCUAAUAUGGAACCACAACUGCUACCUGCCUGGGCAAAUUAAAAGGGCUUGUAAGAAUAAACAAACGUGUGUUAGGAAUAUAUUUCUAAAUGAUGUACAGGACUGAUUUUGGAUGUCAACUUCCAGUUCAAGCUUUCUCCUGUGUGCAAUAAGGCUGCUGUAGAACCUGGGACCUCCCAGUCUGUAAAUCCAUCAGUGCCAUCCAGUUGUGUAAAAAUAAGUGAUGAUGUAUCCGAGUCAUUGAUUGCACAGAAGAAAAAAAAAACUUUCAGAAUAAAGUGUUUGGUGACUCCGUUGUCCUCCCUGAUAGCAGGAUACAGUUGUACUUAAACCAAGUCAGUUUUGCCAAUCUUUCCCUCUAAUGUGUUGUGAUUGUUAACCAGUGUGUGCGAGGGCGGCCUCCACAGCCGGCCCAUGUGUUGUGUGUCUUUAUACCAAGCUGCUGUAGUGUAUUGAAGCACUGAAGUGAACCUUGUGGUGUUAUGAUCAACCCGAAGCAACAGUAUUCUGUUGUGUUGUUUAAACUCUGUUUGAAAACUCUGUUCAGUUCUGUUUCGUCUUUGUUUGCCAUAUCAGAUUCUUCAGAAACUGUCUAUUUUGAAUCAUUCAUAUUGUUUGUUUGUUUUCCUUCAAUCGAACUUCCCAUUUCUUCCUCAUGUGUAUGUAUUUGCUUCCCAGAAUCUGUUUUAAAUGCCCUUUUCAUUAUUUUACUCCUCCUGGGUUGUUGGAAAUGUUCGAGAAGUUCAUGCUGCCGAAUUUAUACAUGUAUUUUUUAUUAAAGAUUUCAUUAUUUUUUACCCCUUUUUUAUUAAUCUUUUUUUCUGUCACCGUAGUUAUCUUUAAAGGAACUAGUGAUGCUUGGAGGGGAUAUCAUGCUGGAUUUAAUUUGAAUUAAUAAGACAUGUUCCGAACAAUGGUCAGAUGCAUAAAGGGAACAUGUUGUGCUCAUUUCAGGUCAAUACUUUGUUCAGGAACAUGUUUGUAUUUUUCUCAUACUGUGUCUGACUAUACCUGUAUUCCCCCUCUCACCCCUUCCUCUGAAAAGCUUGUCUCUUUAACCUUCAACAAACAUAUUUAACAUUCAAGGACUACCGACUGGGGACCCCAAGAAUAAAUACUGUAAGAAACAACAA